Gongylonema pulchrum is the source of this 495-nucleotide messenger RNA. The record is from the annotation of a GenBank genome assembly. Lineage: Eukaryota; Metazoa; Nematoda; Chromadorea; Rhabditida; Gongylonematidae.
AUGAAGUCAUCAAAACUGAAGGAAACGAAAAAGAAACAAUCACUGAUGAAUUAUCCACAAACAUAUAUGCAGGGCUCUUUGAUUCCCGUUUUUGUUUGCAAGGGACCACAUAUUGGCGUUGUCAGAGUGGAAGCAUCGCCAUUAUGGAACGGCGUCAUACGGAAACAGAAUUUGCGUGACGAGAAUCUGGCAUGUUUUUUUCCUUUUAUAGGCUCAAGAAAGUCAACAAGAGAGGUAGUGAUGAGUAAAUGGCUUUUUUUUUUGGAUUUAUCGCUGGAUUUCCGCAUUGGCCGGUCCCUAUUAUCUAAUCCAACGGAUCAGACAUCGGCUCUGAUUGAUAUCGAUUUUGAGCCUGGUGAGAAGUUGAUUGCUCGAGUUAUUGGAGUUAACGUGACGAAAAAAAGGCGACCGAAAUCGAGGCAUCGAAAAUGCUUGGAAUUAUCGCUUGUAGAAACAAAGAGGGUUUGGAUUUUUGAAAAUUUUCGUUCACUAUAA